AUGAGAAUUAUCUUAUCUCUCUGCCUUAUUGCCUUGGCCAUCAGCCAGGUCUACUCGCACUCUGUGCUCACUGUCCCAACCCCAUGGAACACCAACCCAAGCAAGACCUCCCCAUGUGGAGGUGGUACGGCCGCAACCACUGCCGUCUACACAUACUGCAAGGGCAAGCCAACUACCAUUGAGUGGAAGGUUAUUGCUGCUGAUGGACGUGGACCAAUCACAGUGUCAUUGGAUACCAAUGGAGGCACCAACUUCAACACCCCAGUCACAGUCACUGGCCCAACACCAAACGCUGAGACUACCUUCACCUUCAGCAUGACCGUCCCAGACGUCACCUGUGCCAACAACAAGUGCACCAUGCAGGUCAAGUCCGACUCGAACUGGUUCUCAUGCGCCACCAUCAACAUUGCCGAGACUUGCAACACCACCAAGUCCGAUCAGCUCGUCACCGUCCUCGCCGAGGACUUGAAGUUCUGCGGUGAGUACGCCAACAACCACAGAGUCAUGAUCCCAAUCGGUCAGACCGCCGCCCAGAUCGACAAUGACGUCAAGGCUGCCUUCACCGCCAACAUUGCCAACCCAUUGGUCUUUGGAGACAAUGGAACCGCUUGCAGAACCUCCUACGCCAAGUACGUCUGCCAAGAGAACUUCCCAUUGGACCCAGGUUCAACCUCAGCCGAGAAGAAGCCAAUCAACCUUAACACUUAUUCUGAUUGCGUUAACAUGAACACUGAUUGCAAGACUACCAACCUCCAUUUGGGUCUCUACCCAUGCUCCCGCAAUGCUGCCUCCUCAAUGGUUCCAUCCAUUAUCUUGGUUGCCGUCUCUUUGAUCGCCGCCGUGUUUAUGUUCUAA
Molecule: messenger RNA, 855 nt
Organism: Acytostelium subglobosum LB1
Lineage: Eukaryota; Evosea; Eumycetozoa; Acytosteliales; Acytosteliaceae
Exons: 3
Coding region: 1-855 (284 amino acids)
Source: RefSeq, a predicted model, not a curated record